Pipistrellus nathusii (Nathusius's pipistrelle) is the source of this 837-nucleotide messenger RNA. The record is from the annotation of a GenBank genome assembly. Lineage: Eukaryota; Metazoa; Chordata; Mammalia; Chiroptera; Vespertilionidae.
AUGGCCAGCACCUUCCUGCCGUGGCUGAAUUCUCAGAAUCCUCAUUAUAUCCCCGGGUACACCGGACACUGCCCACGGCUUCGGUUCGGCAUGGGCCAGACCUACGGGCAGAUGACGGGUCAGCUACUCCGGGGAGCUCCCGGCAUAGCCUGGCCCCCGGCCCAUCGCACACUGCUGCCUCCCAUUCGGCCUCCGCGGUCUCCCGAGGUUCCCCGUGGGAGCCUGCCUGACAGGUGGGGGCACCAAAGGCUCAGUUCCAGCAUGAUCCCUGGCUACACAGGUUUUAUCCCCAAGGCACAGUUCAUCUUCGCCAAGAACUGCAACCGGGUCUGGGCGGAGGCCCUGAACGAGCUGACACAGAGGCACGGGGAACGAGGGAGUCCGGAGCUGUCAAAGCAGGCCAGGGGGGAAGAUGUGGAGGAAGACCGAGAACCAGAGCCAAAGCCGGAGCCGGAGCUGGGGGCGCAGGGGGCAGAGCUGGGGCAGGAGGCAGGACAGGCUUCCCCCUAUUCGAUGGACGACGGAGACCCUCAGAAGUUCUUCAUGUCAGGUUUCACGGGCUACGUGCCCCGCGCCCGCUUCCUCUUUGGCUCCGGCUUCCCUGUGCUCAGCAACCAGGCCCUGCAGGAGUUCGGACGGAUGUGCUCAGAGGGCAAAUCCCAGAAGGGUCUCGAACCUCUCCCCCAACUUUCAAGGAUCUACCCUCAGAACCUGGGUCUUUUACCGAACUAUGGGGGCUACGUGCCAGGAUACAAGUUCCAGUUUGGCCGCACGUAUGGGCAUCUCACCCACGAUGCCCUGGGUCUCAGCACCUUCCAGAAGCAGCUCGUGGCGUAG